ACAGUCUCCAUUGUCGAGGGGGACCAUCCUGUCAGUUAGACGAUCUUUGUUUCGCAGUAGCAAGGUGGUGGGCGCAUGCGCAGCCGCAGCCUCCGCUCCCCCCCGCGCUGAGCGCUGACAGGAGGCUGGCCGGAGAUCGUCGCUGCCGCCGCCGCCGUUGUUGUUGUUGUUACCGCUUCCGUCGCCGCCGGCUUCCACUCCACGUUGUGAGCUGCUGUCCGGAUACAAACUGACACCAGAACUGGACUUAAUUUCUGUCACGGGAACCAGAGACAACACCAACAAAGUGUUUUCGGGGGCUUUGGACACGCUGACCGCCGACCUCUGUCCUCUCCCGUCCUCCUCCCGGUGCCGAGCGGACCGUCGCUGAAGUGAGACUGACCGAGAGGCCAACAGCCGAGAGACGUUUGACUGCAUGAAGAGGCCAAGUGACAGGACCCUGGUCCUCACCUAGACGCCUCCCACAACCCCCUCACUGCCUGGACAUGAUAAACUACCUUGUGAGUGGAAGCAGACAUGGCUAGUAACUACCUAAGAAGAUGUGAAAGUACAUCUGGAAAGAUCCUUUCGAUCGUUUGCAAACGAUGACCGCCAUGUUAUGGCCAAGCACGCCAGCAUCUAUCCGACACCGGAGGAGCUCGAGGCAGUCCAGACACUGGUGUCCACCGUAGAGGGAGCCCUCAAGAAAGUCUCUGAUUGGAUGGAUGGCCUCAACAAAUCCUCAGGGAAGCCCACUAUCAAUGACGAGCCUGGGGACAAUACAGAGGAGAAAGAUGCUGCUGAAACAAAGUCCGACAGCACGCCGGUGCUGUGCGGGGUGACACGUGUCAGUCUGGUGGCCAAAGGCCUGCUGAUCAAAGGGGACAUGGACCUGGAACUGGUGCUGAUGUGCAGGGAGAAACCUACCAAACUGCUGCUGUACACCAUCAGCGCCAACCUCCCCCUGCAGAUCCAGACAAUGACGGAGGACAAAUUUGAGGUGCAGUCGUGCGUGUCUGAGGCAGCCAUCCGGGUGUGCAGCGCCAAAGACCCUCAACUCACGCUGAAGAUCACCCUCUCCUCCUUAGCCAUGAGGGAGGAGCACAGCACCACGGAAGAAGAGGAGGGCGAUCAGGACGACAGCAAGCAGAGGCAGGAGAAGGAGGAGAAAGUGGAGGAUGAGGAUGUCCUGGACAGGCAGAAGUGCCAGGCUGCCCUGGCUUCGCUCCGACAUGCCAAAUGGUUCCAGGCCAGAGUCACAGAUCUCAAGUCCUGUGUCAUCAUCUUGAGGAUUUUCAGAGACAUGUGCAACAGACUGCCUGUGUGGCAGCCUCUCAAAGGAUGGCCUCUGGAGCUCAUCUGUGAAAAGGCCAUAGCCACCUGUAACCGUCCGCUGGGUCCAGGUGAGGCCCUGCGUCGCGUCAUGGAGUGCAUCGCCUCAGGGAUUCUCUUGCCAGGAGGUCCAGGAGUACAUGACCCCUGUGAGAGGGAACCCACAGAUGUCCUGUCUGACCUCAGCGCACAGCAGGCUGACGCCGUUACCGACAGCGCACAGCAUGCGUUACGGCUCCUGGCCUUUGGACAGCUUUACAAGGUCUUGAAUAUGGAUCCUCUCCCCACCAGCAAGCCCUCACCGAGGCUGUUAGAAGGCGGCUGUCAGAAGAGGCUCCGGGAGGACGUCGGGUCAGAUGACAGAGACUUCAUCAAAAGGAUGAAAGUCCUGGACUGGAGAAUGACGGAUCCAAACCACCCCAUGAAUGCUCUGAUGCGUCUGAAUCAGAUCCACCCGGGUCUUCAGUACCGCCUGCUGUCUCAGUCUGGCCCAGUACACGCUCCAGUCUUCACCAUGUCUGUGGACAUCCAGGGAACCACCUACCAGGCCACUGGGAACUCCAAGAGAACAGCCAAGCUGCAAGUAGCCCUCAAGGCGCUGCAGGCUCUGGGCUUCGUGCUUGGUGGCGACGGAGACAUAGACUCUCUGAGCGCUGACGAGAAGUCAGAUGGCGAAGGCAAGAACGACAGGAUGUCCACCAGCUCCAGCUCCACCUCCAUCACCUCCUCCACAGACACUCAGGAGUCCAGAGCUCCAGGUCCAAUUCUAACAGCAGGAGGUAAAAACCCGGUGAUGGAGCUGAAUGAGAAACGCCGCGGCCUCAAAUACGAGCUGAUAUCAGAGAGCGGCAGCAGCUACGACAAACGCUUCAUCAUAGAGGUGGAGGUGGACAAGCAGGUUUUCCGGGGGACGGGUCCCAAUAAGAAAGUAGCUAAAGCCAGCGCAGCGUUAGCCGCCCUGAACAGCCUUUUCUCUGGCUCCAAAUCUACAACCAACAAGAAGAAACGUCCCAACCCUCCUCCAAAGCGACCUGUAGCAUCGGUGCUGACCCUCCCGGCCCUCGCUGCCAGACCUCCACGAGUCCCGGUCAUCCCUAGAGCUCCAUACAUCAGCACCCCACCCACACAUGGUUACAUCCCCCCAGGUUUUGGUGCUCCCUAUGGUUACAGUCCUGCAGGUGCCCUCCCUCCCUACGGUUUUCCCUCCCGAAUGCCCUCAGUAGUUGUUCCUGUCAUCAGAGUCCCCACAACAUACCCCAUCACCCACCUCUACCCAUAUUAGGAUCCUCCCUCACCUCACCUCACCUCACCUCACCUCACCUCACCUCACCUCACCUCACCUCACCUCAGCUACUUCUUAGGGAUUAAGUUUAUUUGAGUUGUGCUUUGACUUUCUACUGUGUGUUCACAACACAAUUUUACAAACCAACACUGGAAUCGACAAACUUUUGUCCAGUGUUCCUCGUCAGCAUCAGAUCCUGCAGCAUUAUUUUGUACAGCAUGUUCCCUCUGAGCUUCACUGGAAACCAGCAAGAUUAAAACGGCUAUUAGAAAUUUGUGUGGCCGUUUCCUCAAUAUGUUUGUGAACACAGAGGUUGACAAAUAAGCUCUUUGAUCAUCAAAAUUGUUAUGCAAUGAAAGACUGAGCUCAGCAUUCAGUGAGCUGCCCUGUGUCAGACUAGUCAGGUAAAUAUUACACUGUAGGGAGCUGCAGAUCUACUGUCGGGAGCUAAAUAAAAUCUACUAUACAAACAAAUUAGAAGUAAGAAACAUAACCACAUACCAAAGUAAGAGCACAAAUAAACUUUAGGAAACCCUGAGCAAUAAUUGGCUACUCAAGAGAACUAAAAACAAUAAACUCAGCCUACUACAUAUCUAAUCUAUGGUAAUAAAUCUAUUAUAACCCUACAUCAACAAAGACACAGUUACUAGAGCAAAAAUAAAGUCGCUGUAAAAGAGCUGUAAAAAGUCUGCUUAAUUACACCAACUACCAAGACUAUAGUCAUAGUAAGGAAACGCACAUCCUCCAUUAGGAACUUACUUCCCUAAAGUUCCCUAUAGUUCCCUGAACUGAAAAUAUUCACCGUAAGUUACUGAAUAUUCACCAAAGCCAGAGAAAAACAAUCUUUGUAUCAAACACUACAAGGACCCAGACAGCUUCUAUUGGAUUUAAAUUUCCCAAAAUAAUGUUUUCUUUGUUUGUUUAGUUCCCUACAGUGGUCGAUUAAAUGUUCGCUGUAGGGAACUAAAAAAAGAAAAACACCAAGUACAAAAUAUCCAGUACAAAAUAUCCAGUUUAUAAAGCUUCAUAAAUACUCACACUUAGGAAUUAGAAACCUCAUGGAAGGAACCAAAGAAAUCUCCAACAGCACACAAAAUACUUAAUAUCCAUUCUAAGUAUCUAAACAUACUUUACUGGGAACUAAAGAAACACCUGCCAAAUACUGAGUACUAAAUAAACAAUGUGUUAUACCAAGAAACUUUAGAGGGCUGAAAAGAAAAUACCCACCAUGCACUUACAAUAACAUGUACAGUGAAGGGAACUAAACAUCAUCUUUAUGGGAACUAACACAAUAUCCACCAUUGCAAAGUAAAAUCCAGUCACUGUAGGGAGGUAAAGGCAUAUGAACCUAAAACAACAUGACUACUGAAUAUUCAAAGUGGAGCUUUACAAAUAAAGUGUAACUACAAGUGGAAGGAACUGAAGAAGCAGCAGCUGUAGGAUACCAAAUAUCAUCUGAUAGAUAGAAUUUAUAUGCGGAUAGAAAAUGUAGGCAAGAUAUAAUUGAUCAGAGAGCUGCUUUGUUGAGAGAGCUGCUCAUGGAUGUGAUCGCUGUUUUGUAUUUUAAUUUCUCUGUUUUCUAUCACUGUUUUAAGUUUCUGUGGGAGAGAGGAAAAAAAACAGUUUUACAAUAAUGGGUUGCACUGAGAAAACAUUUUUCCCUUUGUUUGGAUAUUGAGUGUCCAAGUUUACAGUUACUUGUUGAGUACUUGAAGCAUUUUGUGUUGAGUUGAAAUACUUUCUCUUCAGAGAGAGAUUUUAUUUUGACCUGUUUGUAGGUUAUACUCUGUUAAAUAAAUGAAUAUUUUUGUCAACAGCUGA
Acanthopagrus latus (yellowfin seabream) is the source of this 4414-nucleotide messenger RNA. Its product is annotated as spermatid perinuclear RNA-binding protein-like. Gene Ontology annotation, molecular function: single-stranded RNA binding; double-stranded RNA binding. Gene Ontology annotation, cellular component: precatalytic spliceosome. The record is from RefSeq and is a predicted model, not a curated record. The transcript is spliced from 19 exons. Bases 599 to 2593 code for a protein of 664 amino acids. Lineage: Eukaryota; Metazoa; Chordata; Actinopteri; Spariformes; Sparidae.